CUCGGACAGGGGUUUGAAGCCCCCCAAGGUGGGAUUGAACCGCGGGUGGGAUGAUCGGAACUCGAGCGCAAUGGAGAUCUGACCACGCAUGCGUCUUUUUUUCCGUAAUGGUAGUUCUUUGCACCCAAGUGUUGAUCUCCGAAGGCUAACUUAACCUACUUCCUUCUUAUUCUUCUCGUCCGUUGUCGUUUUAUUGCCCUUUUCCUCCGAAGCUGGAAGGUUUGCCUUAGCACCAACCAGGAUUUCUUUCCCUCAUUCUUUUUUUUUUCUUGUCUUUCGUUUGCGCGCCCUGUAGCUCUUGUCUUGAACUACAGGUCCCACGUCAUCCAGUCAAGCCUUGUCCACGCCAGGGUCUCGAUCCCAGCAAGAGCGCAGGUCGCUAUCUCAGAAACCUAAAGAUGGCGGUUGUUGACGCCACAACCCGCAAAAGGGUCCUUAGGGUGAUAUUCAUCUCCCUGCUGUUGGAUCUGAUAUCCUUCACCUUCAUUCUUCCGCUGUUCCCAAAGCUGCUGGAGUUCUACCGAAAUAGCGAGGCGCCCACCGGUUUGCUAGACGAGCGGCCCCGUACCCUCCUGUCGAACGUCUUGGACUAUCUCAACGCCUACAAGGCCGCGUUUGCGCGCCCUAUCGAUUCCCGAUAUGACAUCGUAUUGCUUGGUGGAGCUCUGGGGAGCUUGUUCUCUCUGCUCCAAGCUAUCGCAUCCCCCAUCAUCGGCCAACUCUCAGAUCGGUACGGCCGCCGAACUGCACUUCUCUCCAGCAUGAUGGGUAACAUUCUUUCUGUGCUGCUCUGGGUCAUGGCAGUCGACUUCCGCACCUUUGUCCUGUCGCGAGUCGUCGGCGGCUUGUCAGAAGGCAACGUGCAGCUCGCGACCGCCAUCGCUACCGACAUAUCCGACGAGGGCAGCCGGGGCUCUACCAUGGCCCUCAUCGGGGCCUGUUUCUCCAUCGCCUUCACGUUCGGCCCUGCACUCGGCGCAUACCUCAGCUCCAUUCCCUUAGUGGCCGCCAACCCGUUUGCCACUGCCGCUGGGUUUUCGCUCUUCCUAAUCGUAGCCGAGACGGUAUACCUGUAUGCUGCGCUUCCCGAGACUCUGCCAGCUCUCACUCAGACCAAGAAGGGCACGAGCACCAAGGAUAACAACACUACCGCGAAACCCAAGAACGCCGUCAGGACCAACUCGCAUUUGAUGUUGAACGCCACGCACCUCUUCUUCCUGCUCUUUUUCUCUGGCAUGGAAUUUUCGCUGCCCUUCAUGACCUACGACCUCUUCGGCUACACCUCGGCCAAGAACGGGCGCCUGCUCGGCUACAUCGGCCUGGUGGCCUCGAUCCUGCAGGGCGGCGUCACGCGCCGGAUGCCGCCCCUCCUCACCGUCCGCAUCGGCGUCGUGGCCUGCCUGCUGGCCUUUGGAAUCCUCAGCCGCGCGUCGUCCGUGACGGCGCUCUACGUCGCGGCCACGUGCCUGGCCACCACCUCGGCCACCGUCGUCACGGGUCUCAACACGCUGAGCAGCCUGGAGGCCGGCGAGGCGGAGCGCGGUGGCAAGCUGGGCAACCUGCGCAGCUGGGGCCAGCUCGGCAGGGGGUUGGGACCUGUCCUCUUUACGAGCAUCUACUGGUGGGCCGGGCGCGAGACGGCCUACACGAUCGGUGCCCUGGGCAUCGCGGGCGUCAGUGCUGGUGUCUUCAUGGGGCUAAAGUCGCCCCCUGGGUUUGAGAGAGCUGGUGCGAGUAAGGGUAAGGACAGCCCUGGAGAGAAGAAGGACUUGUAAUAUUUACUUGGUGUAAAGGGUAUAUAUACGCCUGUAUGGUGGUGAGACAUAUGUAACUAGAAGGCCUUGUUAUUCGAAUUUUAUUAUUUAUUUGCAGCGAGGAAUUUUCCUG
Messenger RNA from Pyricularia grisea, 1887 nucleotides. RefSeq lists its product as uncharacterized. Bases 399 to 1775 code for a protein of 458 amino acids. Gene Ontology annotation, cellular component: brush border membrane. The record is from RefSeq and is a predicted model, not a curated record. NCBI's taxonomy places the organism in Eukaryota, Fungi, Ascomycota, Sordariomycetes, Magnaporthales, Pyriculariaceae. Gene Ontology annotation, biological process: transmembrane transport. Gene Ontology annotation, molecular function: transmembrane transporter activity. The transcript has 3 exons.